Messenger RNA from Puccinia triticina, 1296 nucleotides. RefSeq lists its product as uncharacterized. The transcript is spliced from 4 exons. Gene Ontology annotation, molecular function: protein binding. NCBI's taxonomy places the organism in Eukaryota, Fungi, Basidiomycota, Pucciniomycetes, Pucciniales, Pucciniaceae. The coding region runs from base 1 to 1296 and encodes 431 amino acids. The record is from RefSeq and is a predicted model, not a curated record.
AUGCUAGCACUAUUUAUAGCUCUUGGAUAUAUCUAUCCUCUCAUCCUUCUGGCAAGUGAUGAGCAUGACCGAAAUCUGUAUACACUUUCGGAUAAUUCGAAACUUCGCCAACACAGUGAACAUUGGGCUAACAGCACAUAUUUGAUUUGCAAACCAAGAAGUUCUCUCUUCUCCUCUUCCACGUCUGAAAAACUGGUGUACAAGCAUGAUCAAGUGGUCUUGAGGUCAACGCCGAAGCCAUUUCGGAAUGGCUUCUUCAAAUCGAGUUGCUUUUUGGAUCCGAAUGAAAACGAACCGAAGGAAUUUUGUAUAUUUAUCAAUCCUACUAUCAAUUAUGGGCAAGGAAUGGUGAUUGUCUGUCCGGAAAGCGUGCUGGAAGAAAGCCUCGAAGAUGGUCUUGACCUUUCGGAUGAGGCUGAUAUCACAGAAGCCAUAGAAGUAGUGGCAAUGCCUGAAAAGGGUGGCAUGGGGGCAGUUGCUGCUCAUGAUAUUGGUCUUGGUGAUCAUGUUGGACAAAUGCGUCCUGUUGGUCUCUUUCCUGUUGGAACACCACUAUGGUCGACUUCCUUGGGGCGAGCCAUUCGUAGACAGGCUAUGGAUCAUUUACCAAUCGGAACACGUGCUGCUGUCGCUCGCCUUCACGGUGAAGGCAAAAACGAGGACGAGUUUAUCUCGAGUUUAAUUGAUACCAACACGUUUACCAGCUUCCUCAAAACUCCCAUGAAAUUCGGGGCUGUGGUGUUGGUAGGAUCCCGCUUGAAUCAUGCCUGUAGGCCUAACAUGUUAUACCGCAUGGACGCUCACGCUCAGCUUCUGCACCUCAAAGCCAUCAAACCCAUUGCAAAAGGCGAAGAGCUUACCAUUAGCUAUCGUUCCUUAGAACUGAAUAGUCAAGUUCGGAGGGAGAGUCUCAUGGAGUCUUAUGGGUUUGGAUGCACUUGUCCACAUUGUCAGAUGAGUGCUGGACUCCGAGCCCAUUCAGAUCAACGCGUUUCGCGAAUCUCCGAGCUUAGGCAGAAGAAUGCCUCGAAUGAUGUACAUUUUUCGGCUGACGAAGUGGAGGAGUUUCUCACUCUUUGCAAAGAGGAAGAUAUCCCCUUGUGUAUUCUAACCGCAAAUAGGAUCGCUGCGGAAUUCUACAAUUCGGAAGGCAAAACAGAAAAAGUGAAAGAGCAUGCCGCAGUCGCGAGGGAAAUGGGUCUUAUGACACUUAGACUUAGCAGACAUGAUCUUACUCAGAUAGAAACACUUCUGAAUUCACCUGAAAAUCACCGUUCUUAUCUUUCCAAAAUAUAA